AUACUUGAGUUUGAUGCCUUCGCAUUGCGCAUAUUCUACUCUCAUUGUGUCACACUGCCCGUCCUUCAUUAGACGCGAGGACAAAGUCCCGGGUUUAGCCCUCUUUCGCAUGCUGUGUACAGGUUGCCCUUCUUCCUAUUGAUCCAUCGUACAUCCGAACCUCUGCCACAGUCGUCUUCAACAGAAUUGGGACAGCUGCUCCGAUGCGCUUAUUUCCUCCUCCAAAGCGUUGGCGGACCGAUCAAGACGAUAUUCCUGGCUCCCCGCUUGCACAAGAUAGCAGAAAGGAGGCAAAAACACGUCAGACAUGCAGCACGUCAGGUAGCGCAACGUCCGCAACAUCAGUGGCUUCCACAGUAGCUUCUGCAGGCUCUUUGGUUUCCACGGAGACAAUCCAGAAUGCAAACAAGCAACACACAUAUCUCGUUCCAAUCGACAGUGUCCGCCGUCAAGCUGUCGUCGGACAGCGUGACGACACUCUGCUUCGGCUGACGUGCAUGAACACUAGGAAAAACAAACGCCAGGAACAAAAGUUCAAGAAGAUUCCUUAUGGCCUGAUCGAAUGGGACAAUCCACGGCACAUCUCUAUGAUCAACGCAUGGCGCAGACAACUCUACGGCCGUGGGGCUAGUAAAAAGCUUAGAGAGACUCAGUGGUGGCUUCCAGAUGAAGAGCUUUGGCUCGAGAUGUAUUGCCACCUCUCCAUCGCUGAGACGAACAGGCGCGCCAUUGACCUCCCUGCAAAGAACGACGUGGGGGAAGAGUUCCUAAGGUUCUUCGAAGGUCGCAAGCUGGAAGACCAACAUGGUGGAGCAGUGAAACGCGAACGAAGAACUUUGAGCUCCGUCACAGGUAAGUUCGGUCGAUCGUUCCCGUACCUACGGGAGUGCCUGGCUCAGGCUGUUGUGGGUAUGUCUGGACAUGUGUUCACGCCAUCCAUUACCGGGGAGGAGAUCGAUAGGUUCAAGACAUUCAAGGCGGAGAUCUUAGAGAAGGGCAUCCGUACUGAGAUGGUGGGGUUUGUAAAUUCGCCGGAGUGGCGGGCGUUCUUCUUGUCGCAAUCUAGUGGGAACGAUGAUGUUGCUAGUAGAAGCAAAGAUGGUCAGGGCGAUACCAAUGGUAAGUCUGGGACGGUGGAAAAUGUUAAGACUCCUGACAGUAUGGCUUGAAAGUCGAACAAUGUCUGCGAGUCUGAUGGAUCGGGUUCAGAGUGAAUCGCAGGACCAGUGAUCAGUCAUGCUGUUGAGCUUUCGGUGAAGUGCAGACGUAGAUUUAAUUAGUUCAUUUGGUAGCGAUAGUAUGUCAUUUCCUGAAUGGCCAUGCCUAGGCAUACAGUGAAGAGUAUAAAGGAGUGAUCGGGAU
Messenger RNA from Didymella exigua CBS 183.55, 1362 nucleotides. RefSeq lists its product as uncharacterized. NCBI's taxonomy places the organism in Eukaryota, Fungi, Ascomycota, Dothideomycetes, Pleosporales, Didymellaceae. The record is from RefSeq and is a predicted model, not a curated record. Bases 204 to 1169 code for a protein of 321 amino acids. The transcript has a single exon.